UUGUUCAUUACGUCUCGUUGAUGGUUUGAGUGGGAGCGACAAAUAAGUGGUACUCUCAGUUUAUUUCGGUCAUCGACACAAUCAAGACGGACUGUGUAAUGGAUCCGUUACGUCCAGCAAACGUGGAGGAAUUGAAACAUCUCAUUGGCAUCUACAAACAAUUUCUUCCACAGUCGAUCCAAUUUGUGUCACUGUUGCAAAAUAUUUUACGCACCAAUCUCACACUUCACGACACUGAUAAGGAGCAAGUCUCCCAUCGACUACAAAAAACUUUUUACAUUCCCAACAAUGAGAAAGGAAAUCGUUUGGCAACCUUUGUAGCCAUCAGUCGUGAAGAGGACCAAUACAUAUUUAUAAAUACAUUGGAAGUUCCUCCUACGGAGCUUACGCACGCUCUCGAGCACACUACUUACAUUAAAUGGGGAAUCAAACCUAUGUUUGUCAUAGGUGAUAACAGUGAAAUUCGUGCAAGGCUAUCUCAAUUAAUAGUGGAACCCAAAGUUCAGUUCGAAAGUUCGUCAGAUUGUGUUAACUAUUGGAUGCCACAAACAGAAGCUGCUAAGCUUAGUUAUAUCGUUCCAGCCGACGUAGAUUUAAAGCCAUUACAAGUUCAACAUGCCAAACAAUUAAACGAAUGGUGGCCAUAUCGCUACAGGACAUCGCAGCAAUACUUCGAAUCUGCCAUUAAAUAUUUUGGGGCUUUCGGUUUGUUUGACAAAACAUCGGGAGAACUAGUAGCAUGUGUGUUCCAGAAUGAUCAUGACGCUGUGGGACACCUAUAUACAGUUCCCGAACGUUGCAAUCGAGGCUACGGAUGUACUCUUGCAAAAGCUAUAACUAAACAUAUUGCUGUUCAAUACAAGCAAGAUGUGCAUACUUUCAUCGAUGGAAAUAAUGAAAGAUCAAUAAGACUGUUCAACAAAAUAGGAUACAAAGCUGUUAGCCAAACUGAAUGGCUUGUUGCAUCGAAACAUUGAUACAAAACAUUGAUUCGCAUGGCAAAUCAGCAUGAAACAAUGCUGUUGGAAAAAUAAUUUCUUCUCAAAAUCUAUAGAACUACGAAAAUAAAAUUAAAAAUUUCCAUUUAUAAUGACA
Molecule: messenger RNA, 1095 nt
Organism: Anopheles arabiensis
Lineage: Eukaryota; Metazoa; Arthropoda; Insecta; Diptera; Culicidae
Exons: 4
Coding region: 99-977 (292 amino acids)
Molecular function (GO): acyltransferase activity, transferring groups other than amino-acyl groups
Source: RefSeq, a predicted model, not a curated record